CGGAGUAUGAGUCAUUGUUUAAACUUUAAGAGGCUUUAGAAAGCAGUUCAGUUCACCGCUUCAGUUUGACACACCUACACCUGCAUACCGCCGUUCCUCUGCAGUAAAGUUGCCAUGGGCGACUUGGAAAAUGCCAUUAAAGUUAUCGUGGAUAUGUUUGAGGAGCACUCCGGCGAGGAUAGUGACUGUUUGAACGAAGAGGAGUUUAAGAGAAUGAUGUCAGAAAAGUUCACUGCUUCCGAUUACAAGGGGAAACUCAACCUAAGCGACCUUGAUGAGGCUUUUGACAAGGUGGACAAGAAUGACAAUGGUGAAAUCAACUUUGCGGAGUAUGUCAGAUGCAUGUGUAUGCUGAUGAAGGGGUACCGCCGUAAAAAUAAAAGAGGUUGCAAGGAAGGCAGGGGCAGGAAAAAGGGGGGCAGAGGGGGAAACGACGAUGAAGAUUAG
Molecule: messenger RNA, 447 nt
Organism: Corythoichthys intestinalis (scribbled pipefish)
Lineage: Eukaryota; Metazoa; Chordata; Actinopteri; Syngnathiformes; Syngnathidae
Product: protein S100-A6-like
Exons: 3
Coding region: 115-447 (110 amino acids)
Molecular function (GO): calcium ion binding
Source: RefSeq, a predicted model, not a curated record